Messenger RNA from Cercopithifilaria johnstoni, 402 nucleotides. The record is from the annotation of a GenBank genome assembly. NCBI's taxonomy places the organism in Eukaryota, Metazoa, Nematoda, Chromadorea, Rhabditida, Onchocercidae.
AUGAUUCGUGACUAUGAAUACGAAUUGAUCAAUUGUAAGGGGGUUCAGAGCAGCGGUGAUUACGGCUCUAUUGUUGUCUUUCUUUGUGCUACAACAAGGUUACUUUCACUAGCAAUUACCUACCAAACCCCACAUUUGAAGUAUUCAUAUCGAUCAAAGAUCCAUCGAGAUAAAAUUCUUGAGAAGCGUGCUCGAUACAAGCAGCAAACCACAUUCAGAAUAACGACAAAUAAUUUAAUUCCAAUAAAAUCCUUCAAUAAAAGAACUGUUUAUAAUGGAAGGCGUUCUGCAACCUUGCAGCGUAAGCUGACUCGCCACAAUCGGAGUCGAUUUGCUACCGAUCAGACGUUGGUAGUUGGAUGGAUAGAUACACUAAAUGAAGAGGAAGGGAUAUUUGAGUGA